This is a messenger RNA of Acanthosepion pharaonis, 876 nucleotides long. The record is from the annotation of a GenBank genome assembly. NCBI's taxonomy places the organism in Eukaryota, Metazoa, Mollusca, Cephalopoda, Sepiida, Sepiidae.
AUGAGACGGGAAGAUUGUAUAGCUUCAUUUUUCCAAGCAAUCUUUGUCGUUUUAGAUUUCUUCUUUCCCAUCAUUUUUAAUUUUUGUGUGGUUAUUCUGUUUUUAAAUUUUUCUCUCUUUCUUUCUUUCUUUCUUUCUUUCUUUCUUUCUUUCUUUCUUUCGUUUUUUGUAGCCAAAAAUCUGCUUUUUCUUUUUUCCGAGCUGAAAAGUUCUUUCUUUCUUUCUUUCUUUCUUUCUUUCUUUCUUUCUUUCUUUCUUUCUCUUUUGAGUGCUUGUUCAUUUGCGGUUAUUGACAAGACAUUUAUCACUUCGAUUCUUUCUUUGAUUUUAUUCUCGUUCUUUCUUUCUUUCUUUCUUUCUUUCUUUCUUUCUUUCUUUCUUUCUUUCUUAUUUUCGAUUCUUUCUUUUUCUCGUUUCGAGUCUUUCUUUGAUUUUAUUUUUGUUCUUUCUUUCUUUUCUCUAUAUAUUUAUUUCUUUGUUUCCUUUUUCUUUCUUUAUUUUUCUAUCUUUCUAUCUAUCUAUCUAUUUAUCUAUCUAUCUAUCUAUCUAUCUUCUUUCUUAUUUUCGAUUCUUUUUUUCAAUCACUUCGAUUCUUUCUUUGAUUUUAUUCUUGUUCUUUCUUUCUUUGUUUCUUUCUUUCUUUCUAUCUUUCUUUCGAUUCUUUCUUUUUAUCAAUUCGAUUCUUUCUUUGAUUUUAUUCUUGUUCUUUCUUUCUUUGUUUCUUUCUUUCUUUCUAUCUUUCUUUCGAUUCUUUCUUUUUAUCAAUUCGAUUCUUUCUUUGAUUUUAUUCUUGUUCUUUCUUUAUAUCUAUCUAUCUAUCUAUCUAUCUAUCUUAUAUUCGAUUCUUUCUUUUUAUCACUUCAAUUAUUUCUUUGA